Molecule: messenger RNA, 988 nt
Organism: Sinocyclocheilus rhinocerous
Lineage: Eukaryota; Metazoa; Chordata; Actinopteri; Cypriniformes; Cyprinidae
Product: neuronal acetylcholine receptor subunit beta-2-like
Exons: 6
Coding region: 401-988 (195 amino acids)
Biological process (GO): monoatomic ion transmembrane transport
Cellular component (GO): postsynaptic membrane
Molecular function (GO): acetylcholine-gated monoatomic cation-selective channel activity; transmembrane signaling receptor activity
Source: RefSeq, a predicted model, not a curated record
UGUCAUUUGUUUUCUUGUUGUCGGGAAACAUGUUUGCAAAUGCAACACCGGCGUUUCUUUCUCGUUAAGACAUGCGUACUGACCUGAUGAAUGGCUUAAGCGCGCUUCAAAUGUAAGCGCGCGUAAUCUGACCGGAGUCUGUGGACGCUCGCGCUUCUCUCUGCGCACCGGAGUACAUUGUAUUAACGCGAGCAAAACAUCUGUCGAUGAUUGGGAGACGGCUGCUGAAUGCUGAGAGAGAAAGAGCAAAGCCUGGAGCACAGAGAAUAGCCCUCGGUUAGGGUAAAGCACCACAGCGCCCGUACUGGAGAGGACGGAGGACUCUGGAGGGUGAUAGUGACCGUGGACUGGACAUCACUGUGAACCUUCACCCGGGACAGAGAGAGAGAGAGAGAGAGUAAUGGUUUCCGUGAUGGCAUCAAAGUGGCUUAUAUGUUUCUGCCUACUUUGGCUCUGCGUGACAAGGUCUCUUGCUGCUGAUGCUGAGGAGAGGCUGGUAGAUUUUCUGCUUGGUCCUGAGCGUUACAAUAAACUUAUCCGUCCUGCGGUCAAUAAGAGUCAGCAGGUCACUAUUGGCAUCAAAGUCUCUCUUGCACAGCUCAUUAGUGUGAAUGAGAGGGAACAAAUCAUGACGACGAAUGUGUGGCUGACUCAGGAGUGGAAUGACUACAGACUGGUGUGGGACCCGAAUGAGUACGAGGGCAUCAAAAAACUACGAAUUCCAUCGCAGCACAUCUGGCUUCCUGAUAUAGUACUCUAUAACAAGUAUGCCAUAACUAAAUUAAAUGUUGAUGACCCUGGGCGUGUGUGCGGGGCCUGGAGGGUCGGCGACCUUCCUGAGGGGUCGGAGUUCAGGCAGAGAGUGAAAGUCAGGCACGACCAAGAUGUGGAUGAGGCCAUAGAGGGUGUGAGGUUCAUUGCUGAACAUAUGAAGAUUGAGGAUGAUGAUGAAGGGCGAAUCAAAAAACAUUUAGUGCAACCAGUGUAA